This is a messenger RNA of Dioscorea cayenensis subsp. rotundata (Guinea yam), 7114 nucleotides long. Its product is annotated as lysine-specific histone demethylase 1 homolog 3. NCBI's taxonomy places the organism in Eukaryota, Viridiplantae, Streptophyta, Magnoliopsida, Dioscoreales, Dioscoreaceae. The transcript is spliced from 9 exons. The record is from RefSeq and is a predicted model, not a curated record. The coding region runs from base 10 to 6447 and encodes 2145 amino acids. Gene Ontology annotation, molecular function: protein binding; oxidoreductase activity.
UAGUACCUAAUGAGUGAUGAGAGGUCCGCUCUUGGGCAUGGAGAGAUAGGGUUGGAGUCGGCCCCUCCUAGGUCUAGUUCGAGGAGCUCUGGAAUUGAUGGGGAUUCGAUAAGCCAGGCGGUGCUUUCGGCUAGAUCCGAUGACGAUGAGAUGCCGAUUGUCUCGAUGUUCAAGCUCAAGAAGCGAAGAGUCUCUAGGAAGGCGAAGGGGGGUUUUGGGGUUAGGGUUGAGAAUCGCGUAGCCGAGGACGAUUCUGGUGAGAUGGGUGAUACAUUGGCUACCUUGAAGAAGAAGCUCAAGGGUCCUAAGAGGGGUAAAGAUGGCGUUGGUGGUAGUGGUGAGAAUGGUUCCUUGAUGGGGGAUGCCAGAUUGGAUGAUGAGACAGAGAACCGGAGCAAGAGAUUGCGACUUGGUUCAGUGAAAAAAGAUGUGAAGGGAGGUUUGGCUGGGGUUGUUGAUGGUUCAGAUCAUUCUUCCGAUGUGAGUUCUGGGGAUUCGCUUUUUACCUUCAUCCAGAAGGCUCAUUCAGGUUCUGUGAGGAGAUCUCGUUCUGCAGCAAAGCAACAGAAGCCGGUAGAUAGGGUUCAUCAUCAAGGUAUUGAAGAUGGGUUGUCAAUUGCUGGAAUUAACUCGUCAUUUGAUGGAGUGAGGAAACCUGGCGUUGCCAGGAGGAGAGGUAGGAAAUCUCGCAGCAGUACCUCUCAGGCAACCAAGGUGGAGGGUAUGGUUAGUGAGCUUGGUGACAGGAACCCUGUUGAUGAAACUCUGGAAAACCUUUGUAGCACUAGCAUGUCUUUGGCCUGUAAAAGCAGAGGAGGGGCACAGAAGAAAUCUUCGGUUAAGCUGGGUAAAGACACCAAGAUAAGCAUGGAAGGCUCAAAUUCUAGACUUCUCAAGGAAUCUCCAUCUGUUUCUGGCAUUGAAGGAAAAGUUGAGGGUGCUAGGCUUGAUAGUGAUUGUGAUGCCAUUAGAUCUUCUGAAGGAAAUAUUGAAAACUCAGAACUUUCUGGUCUUCAGUCUUAUGGAUCUUUAGGAAUUAAUAACAAGUUGAUCCAGACCUGCAAUGUAGAUCCGCCUCUGAAAGAGGAAGAACAUAAAUUGGAGGAUGGCUUGAAGCCCUGUACUAAUGACAAGAAAAUUCACUUGAAAUGUGAAGCUACUUUGACUAAUGUGCCAAUAUGGACAGAUGUUACUGGCAGAAUUAAACCAUCUUGUGACAAAGAAAAUAUUGCAGAAACUCCUGGGACAAAGCCCUUGUCAUUAAAGGAUGUGAUAAAUGAACCUCUUGAGUUUUCAUGCCCUACUUUGUUUCGAGAUUCAUGUCCUGGAGAAGGACUGGAAGUGUCAGAGGAAUCCAGAAGGCCAGCUAAACUAUUUGUUCAGUCAUUUGAUGUUUUGCCACAAGUAAAACCUGUAAUCCAUCUGACCAGGGAAAAAGUCAUGCCAUGCUUAAAUGAUUGUCAUUCAAAUGAUCAUUAUGAAGGACCGUUAAUUGGGACUAAUGUUGAUGUGGAUUGUCCAGAUCCAACAUUGGAUACUGAAUUAUUUUCUUUACAUGAAAACAGGAUUUCAGACAACAAUGCAGGGUGUGAUGGAGACUUACUGCCAUAUUCUUUAAGCGUAAAGGAAUCUUCAGGAUCCCUUAAUCAGAGCGCUAUGAUAUCUGCUGUAGCAGUACAGCUGUGCAGUAACUCAUGUUUUGAUGAUGGGUUCAAAGAAAACUUGAGUGGUCCUCAAGGUUUGUCUGCUGCAGAUGUAGGUGAGAAACAGGAAGAAAUUCAAAAUAAUUCUGAUGUUUUAGACCAAUUUCCUCUUAAUGAUCCUUUACCUGGCUCUGGAGUUAGUUUUGGCCACUUGACAAUGGAAGAAAAAUUGGGAAUUAAUGAUGGUUUAUCUGAAACAGCUCGUGUGAAUUUAUCCCUUGCUACAUCAGCAACGGCCAAACUAUCAGCUUCUGCUUUCCCUUCCAAUUGUGAGGCAUUUCCCACAGGUGGUAAUUCUGUAGAGCAAUCUGUUGAAGGGGCUCCGUUGAUGAACCAAUGUUCUCAUGAUGCUUCAAACGAACAAUUUUCUAGUCCUGAUCAGUUAAUCAAAAGGGAUAACGGUGCAACAUAUCCUCAGAGCAAUAUGGUUGAUCUAGUGGAAACUCAUCUAACUGCCACAGCUUCAGUGUCUGAAAUUGAUGAUGCAGAUCAGCAAUCAACACUUCCUCGGGUAAUGCGGAGUGUAAAGAAACGUCGACAUGGUGACAUGGCCUAUGAAGGAGAUGUUGACUGGGAAGUUCUAAUCCAUGAGCAAGGAUUGUUUGCAAAUACAUGUCUUGUCGAUGGAGACAGGCCUCCCAGAAUGAGUGGGAAAUCUGAUUCCCACUUAAACAUAUUGGUUGAGGCUGCUGAUGUGAGUACAUCAGCAGUAGCAGCUGGUUUGCGAGUUUCUGCUGCUGGCCCGCUUGAAAAAAUAAUAUUCAAGGAUAUCUUCAAGCGCAAAGGUGGUCUUCAGGAAUAUCUGGACUGCAGGAAUUCAAUUUUAGGCCUUUGGAGUAAAGAUGUUAACCACGUAUUGCUUCUUGAGGAUUGUGGUGUAUCCCAGAUUCCUUCAGAAAAUGAAUCACAACAUGCAUCUCUUAUUCGGGAUCUUUACAUGUUUCUAGACCACAAUGGUUAUAUAAAUUCAGGAAUUGCUUCUGAAAAAAAGGCUGGACCUUCUUUGUCUCGGUCUGAAUAUGCAAAAGAAUCCAAACUGAAGGAAGCCUUCGGAGAGAAAAUCUCUGGUGCUGAUGGUGAAGCUGCAUUGGCUCUUAGCCAGAAGGUUUCUGAAAAAAUAACAACAGACAGGUUGGAUGUACAGUUAUCUGCCCAGAUAAAAUCUAGAGGUUUACCCAUUGAUAGUAUGUCGCAACCUUCAGAUAUUCCAUGUGAAACAACCAAAAUGAGUGAGUCUUGCUCUCUCAUGAUGGGUGACCAGGAUAUUCAAGGUGAGGAUGCAGAUGGAGGAUUCAAGAGCACUGCUUUUAAUGCUCAUACUGCUGAUCCAUCUUCUGAAGUUAACGAUCGCAGACCAGGUCCUGUUGUUUCCCUGAAGAUGAUAGAAGUUUCCUUGAGUAAGUUUCAACCCACUGAAUCGGAAGGGGGAAAGUAUGCAUGUGAAGAAAUUACUGGGGAUGGUCCUGCUGUUACACAUUCUACCGGUGCAUGUUAUAGUAGUGUAUCUGAUUUAGAUGUCAACAAGAAAAUAGUUGUUAUUGGAGCUGGUCCUGCUGGCUUAACUGCAGCUCGCCAUCUGCAGCGCCAAGGUUUUUCUGUUACUGUACUUGAGGCUCGAGAUAGGAUCGGAGGUCGUGUUUAUACAGACCGUUCCACAUUUUCAGUUCCUGUAGAUCUUGGUGCUAGCAUUAUUACUGGUGUUGAAGCUGAUGUUGCUACUGAAAGAAGGCCAGACCCCUCUUCUCUAGUUUGUGCUCAGUUAGGUCUGGAGUUGACAGUUUUGAACAGUGAUUGUCCACUUUAUGAUUUAGUCACCGGUGAGAAAGUGCCUUCUGAUCUGGAUGAAGCUCUGGAAGCAGAAUAUAACAGUCUCCUAGAUGAUAUGGUUGUAUUUGUUGCACAGAAUGGUGAGGGUGUAAUGAGAAUGUCACUUGAGGAUGGAUUAGAAUAUGCUCUUAGGAAGCGUCGCACAUCGCAGCCAUCAUCAAAUGCUGUGCAAUCUGAUCGAAUCAAUUUGUUUUCUGAAACUGGCAACAUGGAUAUUGUGAUGAGAACUACUGAUGGUGGAAUCACAGGUGAUGCUAAUGAUCUUAAAGGAAACAUUAUGAGUCCUCUUGAGAGGAGAGUGAUGGAUUGGCACUUUGCUAAUUUGGAGUAUGGUUGUGCUGCUUUGCUCAAGGAAGUAUCUCUUCCUUAUUGGAAUCAGGAUGAUGUAUAUGGAGGAUUUGGAGGGCCUCAUUGCAUGAUUAAAGGUGGUUACAGUACUGUCAUUGAAAGUUUAGGAGAUGGACUUGAUAUUCACUUAAACCAUGUAGUUACUGAAAUUAUAUAUAAUGAGGAUUCUGAUGGAAGUGGUCUAAAUCCAAACAAAGUGAAAAUAUGUACAUCAAAUGGUAUGGUCUAUGAGGGAGAUGCUGUAUUAAUAACUGUGCCACUUGGGUGCCUAAAGGCAAAUACCAUCAAGUUCUCGCCUAUCUUGCCAAACUGGAAACAGUCUUCUAUACAGAGACUUGGAUUUGGUGUGCUGAAUAAGGUAGUAUUGGAGUUCUCUAAGGUCUUCUGGGAUGAUACUGUGGAUUAUUUUGGUGCUACUGCAGAAGAAACAGGUCAAAGGGGUCAGUGUUUUAUGUUUUGGAACGUCAAGAAGACAGUUGGAGCACCUGUGCUUAUAGCACUUGUAGUUGGAAAAGCAGCUAGAGAUGGGCAAAAUCUUAGUGCAUCGGACCAUGUUAAUCAUGCUCUGUUUGUCCUCCGUAAGCUAUUUGGUGAAGCUUCUGUACCUGAUCCUGUUGCAUCAGCUGUGACAAAUUGGGGCAUUGAUCCUUUCAGCAAGGGUGCUUACUCUUAUGUUGCUGUAGGGGCAUCUGGGGAAGACUAUGAUAUUCUGGGAAGGCCCGUAGGCAACUGUUUGUUCUUUGCUGGUGAAGCAACCUGCAAGGAGCAUCCAGAUACUGUUGGUGGGGCAAUGAUGAGUGGUCUUCGAGAAGCAGUACGGAUUAUUGAUAUCUUAGUUAAUGGCAAGGAUUAUGCUGCAGAGGCGGAGGCAAUUGAAGCUCUACAGAGACGGUCAGAGAGUGAAAGAAAUGAAGUGAAGGAUUUGGCAAAGAGAUUUGAUACAUGCAAACUUUCCAGUGCUAUUUACUCUUCAGAUGGGAGGAAUGUCUCAUUUUCAGAGAAAGCUUUACUGAAGGAUAUGUUCUCCAGUGCAAAAACUACAUCAGGUCGUUUACAUCUGGCUAAAGAGUUGUUGCGGCUUCCUGUUGAAGUUCUGAAGUCAUUUGCUGGCACCAAGGAAGGACUUAGUGUGCUUAACUCUUGGAUACUUGAUUCUUUAGGAAAGAAUGCCACUCAACUCUUGCGUCAUUGUGUCCGAUUACUUGUGAUUGUGUCAACUGAUUUGUUAGCUGUUCGAUCAUCUGGGGUUGGGCGUACUGUAAAGGAGAAAGUUUGUGUGCAUACCAGUAGAGAUAUACGAGCUAUAGCUAGCCAGUUGGUCAAUGUUUGGAUUGAGGUCUUUCGCAAGGAAAAGGCCGCUAAUAGAGGAUUAAAAUUAUUGCGGCAAACAACUUCGUCAGAAUCAUCAAAGGUCAGAGCAAGGGACCUGUCAGGAAAGCCAACUGUACACAAUAAUAUUGAAUCAUCAGAUAGCAGAGGAAACCCGCAUGCCUGUCCUGCAGAAAGCCAGUCACCUUCUAAGGUAAAUCAUAAGAAAACCAAUAGCAGGGCACCAAGUCUGGAAAGAUUGAUGGACUCAAAAUGUUGCGCUAUCUCAUCUCAUUCUGAGAGUGAGAUACAAGGUGUAAUUGCCGAGGUGAACUGUGUAAGAAUGUCUGAUGAGGAAGCUGCUGCCAUUGCUGCUGCUGAAGCUGCACGUGUGGCUGCAUGUGCUGCAGCGGAGGCAUACGCGUCUUCAGAAGCAGAGAUUAGCACUUUGCGGGAGCUUCCAAAGAUACCAUCAUUCCACAAAUUCGCAAGACGUGAACAAUAUGCGCAGAUGGAUGAUUCUGAAUUUAAAAAAAAAUGGUUGGGGGGAACAUUCAGUAGACAGGACUGUAUAUCUGAAAUAGACUCCAGGAACUGCAGAGUUAGAGAUUGGUCUGUUGAUUUUGCUGCAACCUGCAAUAACCUCAAUCAUUCAAAAAUGUCCAGUGAUGACGCACAGCUAAGUGGUUCAAAUGAAAUUGCAUGUUCUAUUAAUCUUAGAGAGUAUUCGGGGGAAAGUGGAGCUAUGGAUUGUAGGUUUACAAGAGCCUGGGUGGAUACAGAUACGGCUGGUGGUGGAGGUGUCAAGGAUCAUCUUGCCAUUGAGAGGUGGCAAUCACAGGCAAUGGAUGCUGAUUUUUUCAACUCUAUGCACAUAAAGGAUGAAGAAGAUUCGAAUAAAAUGAUCAAGCUACCUUCUGUAAAGGAUCAGAAACAAAGUAAUGAAAGUUCUGCAUCAUGGGCAGCAGCCACCAAAUCAUCAAUAGGUCAACCAAGAGGUCGUGAGCAUAUUAAACAAGGUGUUGUGGAUUAUGUAGCAUCGCUACUCAUGCCAUUGUAUAAAGCUAGGAAGAUUGACAAGGAAGGAUACAAAUCGAUAAUGAAAAAGACAGCAACUAAGGUAAUGGAACACUGUACAGAAGCAGAAAAAGCUAUGACUGUUGUAGAGUUUCUAGAUUUCAAAAGGAAGAAUAAGAUCCGAUCAUUUGUUGACAAGUUAAUUGAAAGGCACAUGGCAAUGAAUUCAACUGCGAAGACUUGAUGCUUUGAUUUGUUCUCUUCUGAGUUAUUUGCCUUCUGGAGUUCCUGUAAUUUAUCUGCGUCCUGCUGAGCAUGCAAAGUGAAAUGACUGAUUUGUCUUCCAGUUUACUCUGAUUUACAGAGUUGCUAUUGAAAAUCACUGGCUGGAUUCUUCAUUCAGUGUGUGGAUCUUUUGGCAGCUAGUUAAAAAUUCACCAAGAACAGGUGUGAGAACUGAAGUCAUCAGCCUAGUUGUGCAAUUUGUUUGGAUUGUGAGUUGCUGGUAUUAUCAUCUCCCUCUUGAAAACAACGGUGUGCUUUUCUUCUGGUUGCUUUGGAGUUGUGAAAAGUUGAUGUGACUGAUCAACUAGUCCUUUGGUUCUGGAGCAAGUGCAGUUCUGUGGUAUUCAUCUUCACUCAGGAAUGCCUAGGUUUUAAUUUUGGGAUCAAUUGGGUUGUAUGAAGUUAUCAUGGAGCUUGUAUUCUAUAGGUCAAGAUUAACCCUAUUCUUUUUUUAGAGAUCCCAUACAUUAACAUCAGUUCUAGAUGCUUUUUUUUUUCUUUUUUUUGUACAGUCAGAUUUUUAUCCUAACAACAAUGGCUUAACAAAAUGUUCUUUUAGCCCUCUUGAAUUUAGAGGUUGACUUUCAACUUUGAAUAGAAAAUCAGUUAUUGCCAUUUGCUUGAGA